AAAAUUAAGAAAAAAAAAAACUCAAAAUUCCACUUCUAAUGCAUGCGCAACUCUAUGUGGGUCCACAACCACACACAUCAUUCACAGGGCAUCAUGGAAGAAGACACCCAAGUCCCGGUUACACUUCCGGAAACUACUGCAACAAUACCCACUGAUCCCACUCCUAUUUCUACCACUACGCCACCUCCUAUUCAAGCUCCCCUCCCCAAUGUCGUCCCUAUUCUCCCUACACCUCUUCCAGCCCCACUUCACCCCCCUCUUGCCCCUCCCAUCACACCCCCAGUCAUGCGUCCCCUCGCACCCAUUCCAUCCAUUCCUCCCCCAGUCAUCCGCCCACUAGCACCCCUUCCUGUCCGGCCCCCUGCCAUCCGCCCACCACUUGCUCCACCCAGCCAAAAUGGUGAAACAAAUGGUUCGGAUUCGGGUUCGGAUCGUGAGGGCUCACCCAUUGAUUAUGAGGUCUCAGAAGAGAGUAAGCAGUUACGAGAGCGGCACGAGAAAGCAGUGCAAGAUCUCUUGAACAAACGGCGGGCUUAUGCAUUGGCUGUGCCUACCAACGACUUGGCUGUUCGGGCCCGUCUUCGCCGGCUUGGUGAGCCGAUCACUCUUUUUGGGGAGAGGGAGAUGGAAAGGCGCGACCGGCUGAGAUCAAUCAUGGUGAAGCUUGAUAUAGAAGGGCAGUUGGAGAAGCUCCUGAAAGCCCAUGAGGAGGAGGAAGAUGGUGCUGCAGCAGCUGGGGAAGAGGGGGAGGGAGAAGGUCCACAGCAAUACCCUUUCUAUACUGAGGGCCCGAAGGAACUCUUGGAAGCUCGGAUUGAGAUUGCCAAGUAUUCUCUUGUGAGGGCUGCAUCGAGGCUUGAACGGGAUAGGAGGAGAAGGGAUGACCCAGAUGAAGAUUUGGAUGCAGAGAUGGAUUAUGUUUUGAAACAGGCAGGCAGUUUCACCCUUGACUGUAGUGAAAUUGGCGAUGAUCGACCACUUUCAGGGUGUUCGUUUUCGAAUGAUGGAAAGCUGCUUGCCACAAGUGCUAUGAGUGGAGCUGUUAAAAUAUGGAGCAUGCCUCAAGUCAGGAAGGUUGCCACCUUAAAAGGUCACACUGAGCGUGCAACUGAUGUUGCAUUUUCUCCUGUGCACAACCAUUUAGCGACUGCCUCUGCCGAUGGCACUGCAAAAGUCUGGAAUGCUGAAGGGUCUCUUUUAAAAUCAUUGGAGGGCCAUUUGGAUCGUCUUGCCCGCGUCGCAUUUCAUCCAUCUGGAAAAUACUUGGGUACCGCUGGCUUUGACAAGACAUGGAGAUUGUGGGAUCUUAAUACUGGGGCUGAGUUGUUGCUUCAAGAAGGCCACAGUAGAAGUGUUUAUGGGAUCUGCUUCCACCGUGAUGGAUCUUUAGCUGCAUCAUGUGGGCUAGAUGCACUUGCUCGUGUCUGGGACCUGCGCUCGGGAAGAAGCAUACUUGCCUUGGAAGGCCAUGUUAAGCCGGUUCUUGGAAUUAGUUUCUCCCCUAACGGUUAUCACUUAGCCACUGGAAGUGAAGAUAAUACAUGCCGAAUCUGGGAUUUAAGGAAGAAGAAAUCUUUGUACGUAAUACCAGCUCAUUCGCACCUUAUUUCGCAAGUCAAGUUUGAACCCCAAGAGGGAUAUUUUCUGGUAACCGCUUCAUAUGAUACUACAGCUAAGGUUUGGUCGGCUCGAGAUUUCAAGCCUAUAAAGACACUAGCGGGACAUGAAGCAAAAGUUACAUCUCUAGAUAUCGCUGCAGAUGGACAAUGCAUUGCAACGGUUGCACAUGACCGUACUAUCAAAUUGUGGUCCAGCAGUGGCAGUGGAAAGGAUAACACUAUGGAUAUUGAUUAGCUCAGCCCCAAUUCCUUAUACCAUGCAGAAGAAAAAUCAACGAUGGAUACUCCAUAGCAAUCGUUGCACAUGACCAUAUAAACAAAUUGUGGUCCAGCAGUAGCAGUGGAGAGGAGAAAGCUAGGGAUACAUAUUAGCUCAGUUCUCUUGGAGAGGCUUUUGGCACGGCUUAUGUAUUGAAGUCUGAUAAAUAGAGAGAGUAUGUUUUUGUUUUUUUCUUUUUCUUCCCAAGUAUAAAAUGUGAAAAUUGCCUGGUUGUUACAUGCAGACUACAGUCUGCCUGCCCUUGUUGAAUGAAUGGGCCGUCGUUCUGACAA
Molecule: messenger RNA, 2171 nt
Organism: Magnolia sinica
Lineage: Eukaryota; Viridiplantae; Streptophyta; Magnoliopsida; Magnoliales; Magnoliaceae
Product: U4/U6 small nuclear ribonucleoprotein PRP4-like protein
Exons: 7
Coding region: 43-1854 (603 amino acids)
Biological process (GO): mRNA splicing, via spliceosome
Cellular component (GO): U4/U6 x U5 tri-snRNP complex
Molecular function (GO): U4 snRNA binding; U6 snRNA binding; protein binding
Source: RefSeq, a predicted model, not a curated record